AUGCCAGGGACCAGUAAGAAUUUUGAGGGAGGGAGUGGGGCUGAAGUAUGGCUUUCAUGUGAGCAUAGAUCCUUUUCCUGGCUGAUAAUAUUCGCCUCUGAAUUUAAUCUUCCUUUUUUUUUUUUUUCUUGUUUGAUCCUCCAUCCAUUGACACCGUGGCCUUUAAGAAUGAAGCAAGUUUCAGGCCAUCACGAUGGAUCUGAUGUGUCCAGUUCUGAGCUACCCUUAGCUGAUGAGGGAAGCUGCAUUGUUGAGACAGAGACAGUCUUUGAUCCAGCCAGCACGCUCCCUUCCCCUUAG
Rangifer tarandus platyrhynchus (Svalbard reindeer) is the source of this 300-nucleotide messenger RNA. Lineage: Eukaryota; Metazoa; Chordata; Mammalia; Artiodactyla; Cervidae. The record is from the annotation of a GenBank genome assembly.